Messenger RNA from Achroia grisella, 1903 nucleotides. RefSeq lists its product as uncharacterized. The record is from RefSeq and is a predicted model, not a curated record. The transcript has a single exon. Bases 75 to 1844 code for a protein of 589 amino acids. Lineage: Eukaryota; Metazoa; Arthropoda; Insecta; Lepidoptera; Pyralidae.
UUUAUUAAUACUACUACAUUAUUAUUACAUUAUAAAUUAUUCAUAUUUAAUCAUUAUUUUAACUUGAUUUGAUAAUGUCUUGGUUAAAAAAGGAGAGAAAACCUAUGGUUCCAUUAAAAACUUUGGAUAUAAUAUUUAGACGUCGUUAUGUGCUAAACACGCAGCAUUAUUUUGCUAAUAGGAAGCAUGCUUUAUCGGUAGAAAAAGAGAAAACAAAACGACUGCACCCAUUUCGUUUACCGAGAUCAGAAAAGUUGCUCUCUUAUAUAAAAUAUAGUGAUAGAAGAGAAAAACAGACUAUAAAGAACAGGUUAGCACAACCGCUAUUUCUAAAAGAUAAUUUUAAAAUAGCCGCAACUAGAGAUAUUUCUAAACGGUUAUUUAUUGAAGAUACACCAGACGAUGUGAAAGCAGUUGUUGAAAUGCAUCCUGAAUUUUACACUGUUAUUGAAGGCCGUCCUUUAAGAUGCUUUGAUGAUAUUAAAGUAUAUUUAAGUAAUAUUCGUAGUUACGCUAUGAGUAGACAACAAAUUGGAUACCGUCGUGAUUUGAUAUUGAAGAUCGAGCAAAGUGCUGUAGAAGAAUCAAAGGAGUAUGAUGUAAUUGUCGAAAAUCUGAAAAUACAUAUUAAAGAUUUUCAAAAAUUUUUAACAGAAGAUUACAAAAAAGCAUGUUCUAAGGUGUCAAGGGCAGACAAAAUCUAUACAGAAUUAGUGACUAAGAAUUCUGAGUUCCUUGGGUACAUUUCUACUUUGACUAUAUUAAAUAAUAUUUUAUUCAAAUUAGAUGCCAUUAGAAGCAUAUUGAAAAUUUAUCGUAGUUAUUUAAUAUUUGUAGCUCCUUUAUCCUGGAGACAACAAAAUGAUGAAAAUUUGAAAGGCAGAAUUCAAUCGAUUCAAUUCGAGUCAGGUGAAUUUAUGAUUGAUAAUGACUUAGUAGAAACUUUAGACAUUGAUAAAAUGGUUGAAGUUGCGAAGAGUGAAUUAAAGAACCCACCUAUAGCUUGUUUGUAUUUCCAAAAACCUGAGCAAAUGAUUUAUAUGUUCCGUACAAUGGAAUUACAAAGUAGAGAAUAUUUAACACAGCUUGCAAAAACAGACAUUCCAUUUCGCUUAUUGCAAGAUCGCAUAAAGCAGUUGAAGCAAGCAACAAAACAAGAACUUGAUUAUUUCCAAUAUUAUAUCGAUAGCAUCAAUAACGAAAUUGCUAGAGAAUGUUACAAUGAAAAUCAUUUACAAGAAAAGUUUUUCAGAAUAUUAAAUGAAACUUUUUAUGACAGUGUAGCCAGUCCCGGUACCUUGAAGUUGAAAAUAUAUAUUGAGUAUGUUUAUGAGCAGGUAUUGGGCAAAUGUGAAGAAGGCCACCAAAACUUACAUGAUCCUAUGAAAAUAUUAGAAGUAAUGUACGAAGACUAUAAUUUACGUCUAGAUUCUUUAGAUUUUAAAAUUGUUAAACAAGCUCAAAGCGACUUCUUUGCCCAAGACUUGAAAAUGAUGAGAAAUGCAUUUAAAGCUCAGAGGGAAUUGAGAGCAUUUAGAGAAAUGACUACUGCUAUGAAUAAGGCUUUCUUACCUUCAGCAAGACGUACUAAACUUGUUUUUAAUAAGUUUUUAGAUAAAAAAAGUAGAAAGGCGUUAAUGAAGGCGGAGAAAAGUAAAUCGCAAAUGUUUAAUAGCGAACGAAAGAAACAUAAAACAUAUAAAUUAAGUCAAGAAGAAAAGGACGGACUGCUACUCUUUACAGAAUGGUGUGAAGGUACAAAUCCAGCACCCUAUUUACAAGAAUACUAUUCAUUUAUUAAACCAGUAUUCGAAUGGGAGCCACGUAAAUCUAUUAAGUCUUGAUUUCGAGACUUAUUGUUUAUAAAUUAUGUUGUAAGUACCUGUAAUAAACUGGUGUAAUA